ACAGGCGGCGCGGGCGUCCACGCUGGAGGCGCUGCGCAGACACUCGCGGCAGAUCGCCGCGCGUCGCGUGCGCCGCGUGCAGUUCUCGGAGCGGUCGCGGGAUGGCGCCCGCGGCGACGGAGCCGAGAGCGGCGGCUCCGAGAUGUCGGCCGGCAGCGGCGACCGCCGGCCCUCCACCUGCCGCGUGGAGCUGGGUGCCCUGCUCGCGCCCGAGCCGCGCCCUCUCGACAACAAGGUCAAGCGUCAUAGUAUACAUGGCAUGACAGAGGAAGAAAAUGUGGUACGACCACAUCAGGAAAUGGCUGUGUUGUCCCUGGAGGAGAAGAAGUACCUCCUGGGCGUCGAGCGAGGCGACGUGGCGGGGACCCGGCGCGUGCUGCAGCGGGCGCGGGACACGGGCCACAUCAACGUGGACUGCGUGGACCCGCUCGGCCGCAGCGCGCUCCUUAUGGCUAUUGACAACGAGAACUUGGAAAUGGUGGAGCUGCUACUCGAGUUUGGCGUGGAAACGCGGGACGCUCUGCUCCACGCCAUUUCAGAAGAGUUUGUUGAAGCUGUGGAAGCCCUCUUGGACCACGAAGAACGGACGCGAAAAGAGGGAGAACCACAUAGUUGGGAGGCACUUCCACCGGAGACUGCGACAUUCACUUCGGACAUAACGCCGCUGAUACUGGCGGCGCAUCGCGACAGCUACGAGAUCAUCAAGCUGCUGCUAGACCGCGGCGCCGGCCUGCCCGUGCCGCACGACGUGCGCUGCGGCUGCGACGAGUGCGUGCGCUCGCGCCGGGAGGACUCCUUGCGGCACUCACGAUCCAGGAUCAACGCGUACCGAGCGCUAGCUUCCCCAUCCCUCAUAGCUCUAUCUUCGAAAGACCCGAUACUAUCAGCUUUCGAACUGUCGUGGGAACUAAGGAGACUGUCCGCAUUGGAGCAUGAGUUCAAAACGGAGUACCAAGAGCUACGCGUUCAGUGCCAGGAGUUCGCAACGGCUCUGCUGGACCACACGCGCACCUCCAACGAGCUGCAGGUGCUGCUGAACCAUGAGAAGGGUUCACCACAAGCGCCGCUGAUAGAGCCCGGCGCGCCAGAAAGGAUGAGGCUUUCCCGACUCAAGCUGGCCAUCAAACUCAGACAGAAAAAAUUCGUAGCGCACCCCAACGUGCAGCAGCUGCUGGCGUCCAUCUGGUACGAGAGCGUGCCCGGGUUCCGGCGCAAGAACAUGCUGCUGCAGGCGGCCGAGAUGGUGCGCAUCGGCGCCAUGUUCCCACUCUACUCCGUCGCCUACAUCGCCGCGCCGCACUCCGCCGCCGGCCGCAUGCUGAGGAAACCGUUCAUCAAGUUUCUGUGCCACUCGGCGAGCUACUUUAUGUUUUUAUUCCUUCUCAUCCUGGCGUCCCAACGGAUCGAGACAGCGGCUGGGGGCAUCUUCUGGGGCAGUACACACGACGCGCUGGUUUCCCGCCGCGGCUCUCCGCCCACACUCGUCGAGUGGCUCAUUCUCGCAUGGGUUAGCGGUCUAAUUUGGAGCGAAGUAAAGCAGCUGUGGGACAUGGGUUUACAAGAGUAUGUACACGACAUGUGGAACGUCAUAGAUUUCGUCACCAAUUCGCUCUAUGUCGCCACAGUCGCGCUGCGCAUCGUAUCGCAUUUCCAGGUACGGAGAGAGAUGGCUAUGGGCCUUCAGUGGAACCAGCCUCGCGAGAAGUGGGACGCGUGGGACCCGAUGCUGCUGUCGGAGGGGUUGUUCUCUGCCGCCAACAUCUUCAGCAGCCUCAAGCUCGUCUACAUCUUUAGCGUCAACCCGCACUUGGGGCCGCUGCAGGUGUCUCUCAGCCGCAUGGUGCUCGACAUAUUAAAGUUUUUCGUCCUGGAUAUUCUAGUCAUAUUCGCUUUCUCUUGUGGUCUGAACCAGCUGCUGUGGUACUACGCCGACAUGGAGAAGAAGCGCUGCACGACGCUGUCGGGCACCAACAGCACCGUGCACGACCCCGACGCUUGCAUCGUCUGGAGGCGAUUUGCUAACUUAUUCGAGACAAUGCAGACGCUUUUCUGGGCGGCGUUCGGGCUGGUGGACCUGGAGUCCUUCGAGCUGGACGGCAUCAAAAUCUUCACGCGUUUUUGGGGCAUGCUGAUGUUCGGGACCUACGCCGUCAUCAAUGUUAUCGUUCUGCUCAACCUGCUCAUCGCCAUGAUGAAUCAUUCCUAUCAACUGAUAUCUGAGCGCGCAGACGUGGAAUGGAAGUUCGCGCGCAGCAAGCUGUGGAUCAGCUACUUCGAGGAGGGCGGCACGGCGCCGCCGCCCUUCAACGUGGUGCCUUCACCCAAGUCGGCGCUGUACGCGUGGCGCUGGCUGCAGCGGCGCCUGUGCGGACACACGCGCGCCAAGCGGGAGCACAUGCGCACUAUACGGAGAAAGGCUAAACAGGCUACAGAAAGAGACUUCAGAUAUCAGGCGAUAAUGCGCAACCUGGUGCGUCGCUACGUGACGGUGCAGCAGCGGCGCGCGGAGUGCGGCGGCGUGACGGAGGACGACGUGAACGAGAUCAAGCAGGACGUCAGCGCGUUCCGCUGCGAGCUCGUCGAGAUCCUGCGCAACUCCGGCAUGAACACCUCCACCGCCAACGCGGGUGCGCCAGGUGGAGGGGGCGGUAAGAAAAACCGUCAGAAAGAGCGACGACUGAUGAAAGGAUUCAACAUAGCGCCCGGGGCGUCGCUGGCGCCGGUGGACGAGUUCCUGGCGUCGCUGCACCACGAGCACGGCGGCUCGCACGGCGCGCACCACGCUUCGCUGUCGGCGCUGCUCGGCGGCCGCCUGCGUACCAGCCAGUCUAGCCUCUCCGAUGGCGCAGGCGCAGGAGGAGCGGGAGUUCUGGCCGCCCGCCGCAAACCUGUGGGGCACAAGCGGCGCUGGGGCACCAUCAUCGAAGCCGCACGCGCCGCGCGAGUGUCGCGCCUCAUUGGCCGCUCGCGCUCGGAGGACUCCGUGUGCGAUCACGCACGUCCAUCGCCAAGUGGCAGCGAGCGAUCAGACUCUGGAAGCGAUUCCCAGCGUAGUCCAGAACGCGUGACCCGCAGUGGGCCUCUGCAUCCUCUGACAGCGUUAGCGGCACUGAAACGCAAACGCAAGAAAUUCUCGGACUCGCGGCGGCAAGCGGAAGCGGGGCGCGGGGUCAGCGGCGCGGAGGCGCUGCAGCGCGCCAGCUCGGUGCCAGCGCGCGUGCCGCCGCCCCCCGCGCCGCGCGCGCCGCGCCCCCUCGCGCCCGCCGUCUCGCCCCCCGCCCCCGCCGACGGCGCGGCGGCGCGCGGCGGCAGCCGGGAGCCGCUGCUCGCCAGCCUCGAGGACGACGCGCUCAAGGACACCUGCGGCCAGUGCGGGUACGAGACAAGUACGGAGUCCCACGCGGCGCUGAACGGGGACGCGGAGGGCGAGGACAAGAGCACGCCGUCGCCGAGCGGCGAGGGCGAGGGCGCGGCGUGCGGGCGCUGCGCGGCGCUGGCGCGGCUCGCCGGCGUCACGCCGCUGCACGGCCACGCGCCGCACCACUCCGCCGGCUGGCUGUAGCCGCCGCUCACGCCUCGCCUGAUCUUGUUACAUUUAUCCAUUCUGUCGUGAAAGCGACAAAUCUAUGACGAUUUUGACACCUACCGCAAAUAGAUGUUUUGUUAUUUGUAUCCGCUACUUUACAACAAUAGACAAGAAAUUAACUUAAUAUGUAUGAUUUUUUCUCUAAGUUUUCAAAAAGGCAACUCUAUUAUUUUAUAGACUACCUAAGCUCAAAAAAAUGAUCAGUUCUUUGUCACCUAUGGAUUUGUAGAUUUACGCCAUGGCAUUACGAUUUUCAUAAAAUGUUGCUUUCAAUUAUGAUAUAAAACACAUAAAAUGAUUAUAUUCAAUUGUCUCAGAAGAAAUAUUAUAUAUAUGGAUAUAAUUAACAAGGCCGUCAUAUUAUUAAACGUUAAGAUACUUAUUUCUAUUCUUAAUGAAAAAAAACAGAAACAACGAUAUACUGGCACAAAUACAGAUUAUAUUUAAGAGAAUCAGUACGGUCCGCGAGGCGUAAGCUGAGCAAGCUUUACAUGUAUGUGUGUGAAACAGUACAGACAACACAAUUUAAUCUUAAAAAAAAAACAUAUUAUUUUCUCUACAAAUGGACAUCGCAUUUCUCUUUCACUCUGAUGAUAAUCUGGGUAUAGUUUUUGUUGAUAGCAUCAGCUGGACAUUUAAUACAAAGUCGUCAUCUUCGCCAGGAUGGACUGUUAGAGAAGUAGAAUAGAAUUUCAAGCAAUAAUUGCAACGAUACGUAUCGUAACGAACGUUCGUCUAUGUUUAUUCAAUAGAAUUUGUCUAUUAUCUCCUUUUUUUUGGGUCAGGAUCUUUUUUGCAAUGACCAAUUAAGACCUAGAUAGUUUAUUUAUGUCUUAAAAUUUUUAUGCAUUAAGUUACUCAUUUUUCCCGUCUACUUAAAGGUUUACUUAUUUUUAUACAUAUUUUUUAAGUUGGCUGUCAUUUCACAAAAAUCUUAACAAAAUCUGACAUAAAAAUAAAUAAAAAUAUGAUGGCGUAAAUAUUUUCGUAUCCGUUACCAGUGCACAUGCGAAACGGGCGAGGAGUGUUUACGUCACGCGAGGCACGCGCCGCGCCUCACACCGAUGGACAAAAGUCAAAAAGCUUUACAAAUCGCUUUAAAUCAAAUAGAAAAGGGAUGCGCUGCGAUGCGAUAGUCAAACCACACUCACACAAAUGCAAUGCUCAGUUUAAUAUGCCUCGCGAGCUAUACCUAACUACAACUUUCAAACUAUAUAACUAAAGCAUUAUAUAAUAUAUUAUAUUUCGUGAUUAAGUAGAUGUAGUUACAAGUUAAAUGGAUAAUUAAUUAAUAUGUAAUAUUUAUGUUCUGUCGACUUGGAGUAGUUAUAACGUAAGUAACAAGGGCAUAUUAUAUUAUCAAACACCAAUUAGAUAAGUAGAUGCAAUCUAAAAAAUUUAAAAAAUAGGGUUAAAUAUUUUAUAUACAACAUAUAAUUAAUGUAUACUAAAAUCGUAUUUAAAUAAAAAUUAAAUUAUACCAAAUGAAUAAUGUGUUCCAAAAAGUUUUCCAAUACUAAUUUAUCGAAGCGCAACGGCAAUAGAAGUAUUUAGCGGAUUAAGAUCAAACAUGUGAAACAGGGAUUUUGUGUAACGUAUUGUCCUAUUCGUAACAGUUGCAGAGUAUCGACCGAUUUAUACAGUAUACCAUAACUGAUACAUACACAUUAGUCUUACGCAACGGCACUAAACGUUCUCGCUGCGGGAACGCGGUGCAGUUGAUAACCCAUUGGGAUCUAACCAUUUUGGGUUUAGGCGGACAGCAAUGAAGAAUCUAUACUUAAUUAUUUGUCAUACGCAUUUAUUCACGUUGCUUGAUGCAUUUCACGUCACAACAAAUCGGGCAAUAUCAACAUUAUCCAUUUAACAUUUAUUGAAUGAGUACCUAUAUGUUGUGAGUAGGUGAUAAUGGGUGAUCCUGUACGGUUAUUGACUUUGCAUUCGUUCCAGGCAUUUUAUAGUAAGACAACUAAAUCCAAUCAUAUAAGUAGGCAUUAAUUAGCAAUAGGUGCUUAACAUACAACAAUCGACACUCGCAUUUAGUUUAAAUAUUAUAAUCUGAUAAUGAUUGUGUGGUAAAUGGAAGCAAUGUAAUAAAAAUAGAUCACGAAAAUUUAUCGUUGUUACAGAGGUCUUUUUCAGCAACAUAAGGACGCUGCGGAACCCAAUAAUCACCUUCGCUAAGUGUCACUAAAACGCAAUGAUAUCGUCUCAGAUUAUGCACUGAGAAUGCUAAGAAUAGCACAAGGAGUGGUCUAGCCUACGUCCUCAUGUUGCGUGGAAGACUACAUUAAAUUUAAGUGUAGAAUGUGAGUGUGAUGCGAUGAGUCACUAACUCAUAUCGUCCUUUUUGUGCGUGCUACUAUUAUGUGCAGUGCGUUCGUCUGCAACCUGUUACUAAACUUUCGCUUUCAUUGCCCUAUGUAAAUUUUAACAUUGUCUAGUUUUAAUAUUCUGAUAAAAAAUUAUUCUCUAUAAUCUGCGUACACGUUUGUGCAUUUUUCGACUAUGAAUUGAACCUGUCUAUGAAGCUAGUUGACGCUAGUGUUGAGAGAGGAGGUAAUGGUUGCAGAGCGAGGGCACGUGAACUAUUAUUUAUAUAGAUUUAUUAUAAUUGCGUACUGGGUAAUGUUAUUGUACGGAUGUAGUGUCACCGGAGGCCUUCAACGUGUUUAGUUGUGCGUCGCGUCGUCGCGUGGCCGCCCCGUCGCGCGUCGCCGCGUCGGCUGCGCGACUGACGCACGUUACUUAAUCGAUUUAUAUUUUGUAAAGAGUUGUUGUUUAUUUAUACAUCAUAUUUGUAUAUAACGGUGCGAGUUUAAUAA
This is a messenger RNA of Zerene cesonia (dogface butterfly), 6411 nucleotides long. RefSeq names its product transient receptor potential-gamma protein-like. Gene Ontology annotation, cellular component: cation channel complex; membrane. NCBI's taxonomy places the organism in Eukaryota, Metazoa, Arthropoda, Insecta, Lepidoptera, Pieridae. The transcript is spliced from 18 exons. Gene Ontology annotation, molecular function: inositol 1,4,5 trisphosphate binding; protein binding; store-operated calcium channel activity. Gene Ontology annotation, biological process: regulation of cytosolic calcium ion concentration; calcium ion transmembrane transport; manganese ion transport. The coding region runs from base 143 to 3562 and encodes 1139 amino acids. The record is from RefSeq and is a predicted model, not a curated record.